UACCCCGGCGUCGAUUGUCAAUGUCACUAAUCAAUUCUUCUUGUCUUUAUCCUAUGAUUCUACGAUUUAGGAAAUAAACAAAGCAAAAAUGUUUCAAUCUCAUCUACACUUCAUAAUACAAAGCUAGAAAUUUUACAGGGUGUUUAAAGAGUUUCUCGCAUACAACUCCUAUUCUAUACAGUUCAUUUUUGUCUCACAAAUGACUUUGGAAGAUCCAUUUUUUGUUGUGAAAGAUGAAGUAUUUAGGGCUCUAAAGAAAACCCGUGGUCUCUAUCGUCGAUGGUCUGAUUUCCAGAGCGAGUCAGAGCUAAUCACCAAAGAUGAAAUCGAUUGGACCAAUACUGAACUGAAAAACUCACUUAGAAGUAUUGAAUGGGACCUAGAAGACUUAGAGGACACUAUCGACAUUGUUGAAAAGAAUCCCUCUAAGUUCAAAAUCGACAAUAAAGAAUUGACCAAGAGAAAACAUUUUAUCGACUCGACCAAGAGCGAAAUUCAGUCUAUGAAGGAUAGGCUUAGUAUGAACAGAGGGAAGGACAAAGAUAAAUUUGCCAGACAGCCUCUUUUGGAGAACAACAGUCCAGCUAGAUUAACCAGCAUGCAUAGCGGAACCAAAUAUUCGAAGCUAGAGAAUGAGAUUGAAAGCCCGCAGCAUCAAUUUCUGCAGAGGCAGCAAAUGUACGAGGUUCAGAAUCAGGAGGACCAACUUGAGGCGAUUGCAGACAGUUUGGGCUCAUUGAAAACUGUGUCUAGGCACAUUGGGAUUGAGCUUGAUGAGCAGGAAGGAAUGUUGGAUGAAUUUCGAACAGAGCUUGAAAGCACUGACUCAAAACUGGAUACCACCAUGAAGAAGAUGGCUAAAGUGUUGAGAAUAUCAAAUGAAAAGGGCCAGUGGAUUGCCAUAAUUGUUCUAAUUGUAGUAAUUAUUAUUGUGAUACUUUUAUUCUUUAUACUGUGAUUUGGUUUUUCGUGGAAUCAAGCUGUUUGUGUAGUGGUGAAUAGACGUACAAAAUUCAAACUGAACAACAUUGUAUCGAAUUUAAUUUUUUUUUCCGGUAGCUCUAGCGAUAUUAGUAAGUAAAGCUAAAUGCUUUUCUAUUUACCUUUAAUUAAUUUGCAAGUGCAGUUUUGUUAUUGGGCGUCUAUUUAAUUGUAUUAAAAAAUAUUUAUAUAAGAAAAUGGUGUGCCAUAAAUUAGACGUGAUCAAAGUUAUAUACCUUACUUCUCAUGAAUACUAAAGAUGACCUCAGCAAAGUAGACAUGUUUUUAUACAUUGUUUCUUGAAACGUAGCUUGGCCUUAGGUAAAACUUAGCAAAGUUGUUAAAAGUAAGUACAUAACUGAUAGUUACUAAUGAGAUUGAUAUCUGGUUCAUACAGUGAAAUAUGUGGUCGGAUUAUUGUUACAAAUGUCUUGUUUUUAUAUAAAACUAGUGACUAGAUAUGUAUCAACAUAUAGCGGUUAGAAAGCUCGGUAUAUUGAGUUAUUGCUAAUUAUGAAUUAUUUACAAGUGGUAUUUCAGAAAGCCUAGUCUUGCAUUUAUUUGGUAGAUUUGUCUCUGAACUUCAACAAAGAUUAUUUUGAGUCUAAUUAUUUUUAUACUUUUAUUGUCGUAAUAACUGAAAUUUAUGUAAUAUAGAAUAUUUAUUGAUAA
Messenger RNA from Dendroctonus ponderosae (mountain pine beetle), 1653 nucleotides. Its product is annotated as syntaxin-6. The record is from RefSeq and is a predicted model, not a curated record. Gene Ontology annotation, biological process: Golgi vesicle transport. The transcript is spliced from 5 exons. Lineage: Eukaryota; Metazoa; Arthropoda; Insecta; Coleoptera; Curculionidae. Gene Ontology annotation, cellular component: membrane. Bases 200 to 958 code for a protein of 252 amino acids.